GGUGAAUUCGCCGAUACUAAAUACCAUGCCGUGUCCAAACGUAGAACUUGGAGAUCUUCUGGAGAAACUCGUUUUGUAUAUGCGAAUAAUGCUGUUUUAGAGCACGGUGCCGGAAUCGCGCCAGUUCGCUCUUCAUCUCCCAACGAGAACUCUUUACUCGUUCACUACCGGACUGAAUCUAGGCUGAUGAGGGACGCUGAGCUAUAUCAGGAUUAUGACCUCGACAGCGAUAUCGAGGAAGAAGAAAUAAAACAAGGAGCGCCUAGCCAACCCCCGCCUUACUGUAACCAGAGUUAUUCCCCUGGGGCGGCACCUGCUGAGUCCGAUUUUUCUGAUGCCACUUCCGAUAGCAGUGCUUUAAGUUCAGAUGAUGACAACCCUGACUGGACGGAAUCGGCGGUUGCGCGGCCUCCAGGUUUCCGCUCGACGGACACAUUGACUGCUGAGCCGCUGUCUCGACCCUUUUCUCCGACCCAGCGAAUGGUGUUAGUUCGGAGCACGGCAUUCGCGACCUGGGCAUGCUACAUAUACUAUUGCUACACUGGCCAAGUUUCUUUCUACCCUCUGAGGUCUAAAGAUCCGCUCAGCCGACGCAACAACACAACUCAGACUUUACGCUGCUCUCCUAAGUCGAUGUACCGACUCGCCCUUAAGGUUAGUGUACUAUCUUGCGUCCUUCAUGGCAACAGGUUAACAAGAAUCCCGAAGCUCAAGAACGCACGUUUAGAAGCUCUGGCGUUCCAGGCAAUCAAAUCUAGUUUACGCGAGAGCAAUAUCUUGGCCGAGGCAUUCUCGUGGUUUACAGCUCAGUACACCGACAUUCAAAACAUGGAGCUAGACCUCCUAAUGGAGUUCCGCAGCUCACUUGAAGUAUCAAGUCGUCUGGAGCGAAUGAUUGAAGCUGUUUCCCGAGGAGAAAAGCGUUAUGCCCGUACUAUGCUUCAUGCCUUUUUAGCAAGAUUGACACGGCAGGGGACGGGUAGUACCGGUACACAGUGAAGUUACAACAGUCCUUCUAUCUUUUAAUCAGUGUUGUAUUUGUGAGUUGUGUUGUGCCAAUGUUGUCCUUUGUCGUCUUGUCUUUCACAUCUCAUCAUAUGUCACGGUGUUGUAUCAUUAUGAGCUUGCUUGGAACUUGCUUUGGUAGGAUUACUGUAAAAUCUUACGAAUAUGUACAAAGUUCACCGACCC
Suillus subaureus is the source of this 1191-nucleotide messenger RNA. RefSeq lists its product as uncharacterized. Bases 187 to 999 code for a protein of 270 amino acids. NCBI's taxonomy places the organism in Eukaryota, Fungi, Basidiomycota, Agaricomycetes, Boletales, Suillaceae. The record is from RefSeq and is a predicted model, not a curated record. The transcript has 5 exons.